ACAAAACGCCAACGCAGCAGCAGCAGACAGCAACAGCAAUACAGCAGCUGCAGCAAGCGAUAGCCCGAGAAUAGCAAAUACGUCCUCGACCACGAAAAUUACGUUACUGCCCGCGGCAUAUCAUCCUCAACCACCUCCACCUCCGUUCUCACUCUCUCUCCUCUCUCUCUUCUUUCUCUCUCUGCUCUCUGCAACUUCCGAAGAAGAACGAAGAACGAAGAAAGCCCUUCCUUCCUCGACUCUCCGAACGAUCUGGUAUCGACCGCCAUUUCGCGAGGCGCAUUCCCUUGGGCCCCCUUUAGAUCUCGCGUCGUCCCGGAAUGGGUAGCAAAUGGAGGAAGCUCAAGCUCGCCCUCGGCUUCAACAGCGGCGGCGCCUGCCUCUACGUCCCCCACACCCUCGACGACCCCCCUCCCUCCUCCUCCUUCGCCGCCUCCGUCGCCUCCGCCGCCUCCUCCGCCGCCAACUCCGCCGCCAGGUUCUCCGACGCCGCCUCCCUCUCCCCGACCGACCGGUCCCUCUUCCGCCUCCCCAGGACGCCCACCCCCUCGUCCUCCGGCCUCCGCUUGCCCAAGUCCUCCUCCCCGAGAGGGUCCAAGAGGACCUGUGCGAUAUGCCUAAACACAAUGAAACCAGGAGAGGGCCAUGCUAUUUUCACUGCGGAAUGCUCCCACUCUUUCCACUUCCAUUGCAUUACCUCAAAUGUGAAACAUGGAAACCAAGUGUGCCCUGUUUGUAGAGCAAAGUGGAAUGAAAUUCCCCUUCAGAAACCUACUUCUGGCCAUCCGAAUGGAAGGUCAAGAAUUGAUCCACUAGGUCGGGCACAAGAUGAUGGAUGGAUGACUGUUUUGCCCCGGAUACAUCAGACCAGGUUAGAUGGUGGUAGGCCGAUCUCAUCACAUCUACAUGGCCCUGAGCCUAGUCGUUUUGACGAUGAUGAACCAUUGGAUCGUGAACCAGAUAACAGUGAGGAAAGUACAUUGGAUACUCCUGAUGUCUGUAACACUUCUUUCGGGACUAUGGAGGUCAAGAUGUACCCAGAAGUUCCAGCUGUCCCGAGAUCAACAUCUACUGAUAAAUUUAAUGUUCUAAUCCAUAUUAAGGCUCCCCAGGCCAAUAAGAGACAGGAUAUCGGUGAAACUCAGGCCGAAUCCCUGCAAACUCAGAAUUCUCGAGCUCCUAUCGACUUAGUAACCGUGCUUGAUGUAAGUGGCAGCAUGGCCGGUAGUAAACUUGCUUUGUUGAAACGAGCUAUGGGGUUUGUAAUACAAAACCUUGGCCCAUCUGACCGUCUCUCAGUCAUCGCCUUCUCCUCCACAGCACGUCGUCUCUUUCCUCUGCAGAGGAUGACAGAUAUCGGGCGGCAGCAGGCUUUACAGGCUGUUAAUUCUCUGACUUCAAAUGGUGGGACCAAUAUUGCCGAAGGCUUGAAGAAAGGUGCCAAGGUCUUAUCAGACCGAAAGUGCAAGAAUCCUGUGGUUAGCAUCAUCUUAUUGUCUGACGGACAAGACACGUAUAAUGUCAGCAGUCCAGGUGCUUCGGGUGCUACCCAUUAUCGAGGAGCUCAGCAGUCUCUCUUCUCCCUGGCAGUCUUACAGAAAGAUGGCACAGGUUUGCAGAUUCCUGUACACACAUUUGGGUUUGGCACGGACCAUGAUGCUGCCAUGAUGCACUCGAUUGCUGAAGGAUCUGGGGGCACAUUCUCCUUCAUAGAAGCUGAAGAUGUCAUCCAAGAUGCAUUUGCACAAUGCAUAGGUGGACUUCUCAGCGUAGUCAUACAAGAGCUACAGGUGAAGGUUGAAUGUGCGGACCUGAGUUUGCAAUUCAGCUCAAUUAAAUCUGGAAGUUACCGAAGCACCUUGUCAUCUGAUGGAAGGGCGGGAUCCGUUGAUGUUGGGGAUCUAUAUGCUGAAGAAGAACGGGAUUUCCUUGUGACAAUCAAGAUUCCAGUAGAUGAGUCUGGUCAUGAGCUGUCAUUGCUGAAGGUUAUAUGUGUUUACAGAGAUCCUAUCACAAAAGAGUUUGUGAGAUUGGAAGAAGGUAGUGAAGUAAAGAUCCAGAGGCCAGAAACAGCUGAGCCGCAAGUGGUAUCCAUGGAAGUGGAUCGGCAACUCAACAGACUCCGCGCAGCCGAAGCAAUGGCAGAGGCUAGGGCUGCUGCUGAACGCAGUGAUAUGGCAGCUGCAGUCUCAAUCUUGGAGAAUUGUCGGAGGGUUUUGUCCGAAACUGUCUCUGCACGAGCUGCUGAUCGCUUAUGUACUUCCCUCUGUGCAGAACUGAAGGAGAUGCAGGAUAGAAUGGCCAAUCGCCGUGUAUAUGAGGCAUCCGGUAGAGCUUAUGUGCUCUCAGGAUUGAGCUCCCACUCAUGGCAGAGGGCAACUGCACGAGGCGAUUCAACAAAUAGCGAUAGUCUCGUCCAAGCUUACCAGACCCCGACAAUGGUUGACAUGGUCACCCAAUCUCAGACCAUAAUUUUAGGGAAUCCAAUGCCUCGGAGGAAACUUCGGCAGGCUCUAUCGUUUCCUGGACCUCGUCCAAGGGAGAAAAAGAGAGUGGAUUAUGGGGUUUGAUUUGUCGGUGGAGUUAUUUGAGUGCAUAAGAUGCCUAAUGAAAUCCAUCUGCAGAAAGUGAUAAUUCUUGAUCGUUUAAGAAAAGGGUCGAUCUAAUCGGGUCAUUGAUGUGAAGCAAUUAGUCUUAUUCUUGCAUCUAGUCACUCGAAAGUGACUGAGCAUUACUUAUUUGUGUUUGAGGCGACUGAUGAUUGAUGUCAUGAUCGAUUUCGCCCUGGGAAGCGCCCUGAACUGAUCAUGCUGUUAUGAUUCAAAAGAUCCUGGUCGAAUCGGGAAGUUAAUCCCAGCUCUUGAAUUAUCCGCGCGGUGAUAAAGCGCAUUCGUUUUA
Molecule: messenger RNA, 2898 nt
Organism: Eucalyptus grandis
Lineage: Eukaryota; Viridiplantae; Streptophyta; Magnoliopsida; Myrtales; Myrtaceae
Product: E3 ubiquitin-protein ligase WAV3
Exons: 3
Coding region: 321-2570 (749 amino acids)
Molecular function (GO): metal ion binding
Source: RefSeq, a predicted model, not a curated record